Symbiodinium pilosum is the source of this 741-nucleotide messenger RNA. The record is from the annotation of a GenBank genome assembly. NCBI's taxonomy places the organism in Eukaryota, Dinophyceae, Suessiales, Symbiodiniaceae.
AUGGCAUGCUGGCUUCUGCUCCUGAUUGCAAACGUCUGGAGCCUGUCGAAUCUGGCGGCAGCCACUGAGGAUGUGGCCGCAGCAAUGGCAGUGGAUGAUGAGUGUGGGCAUGAUGCCCCUUGCUCGCUGAAUGCCUUGCAGGUUCAGACCGAGAGAACGGACGGCCUCGAGGAACCAACACGAUGUGACAACAGCAGCGCCUGUGCAGAUAAUCGCACAUGUGUCUUCAAGCCAGAUCGAAGUUGGAGUCAGUGCGUUCCUGUGGACGAUGGCACUUUCCAGAAGGAGUGCCGGUACUGGGACAGAGGGCUACGUGAUCAGGCGAUCAUCGCAACUGGCAUCAGGUGCAACAGUGUCCAGUGCGAGUAUGACCAGGACUGCCCAUUGUCCACGGUCUGCGUGUCCAAGCCAGACGACAGUUGGGCCCAAUGUGUGCCUCUCACGAAGAAGGAGUUCCAGACAGCUUGUGUCAAGUGGGAGGAUGACUUUCGCUUAGCCGGCAUUCGAGCCACUGGCUUCAAUUGCCCAAAUUCCAGAUGUUACUCCCAGGACUGGUGCGUCAGAGGUGCUAGGUGCGCCUUGCAGAGCGAUGGCAAAUGGGGGCAAUGCAUCUCCUGCCAUGAUGACAGCUUUCAGACAAACUGCUACUCGUGGAAGGCCACUUUCAUCUCGGCUGCUGAGUACGCAUGUCACCGGAAGUGCCGGUAUGAUCUGGAGCCUGACAGUGAAGAUGAGAAGUAG